Molecule: messenger RNA, 2228 nt
Organism: Pomacea canaliculata
Lineage: Eukaryota; Metazoa; Mollusca; Gastropoda; Architaenioglossa; Ampullariidae
Product: conserved oligomeric Golgi complex subunit 6-like
Exons: 19
Coding region: 29-1939 (636 amino acids)
Biological process (GO): intra-Golgi vesicle-mediated transport
Cellular component (GO): COG complex
Source: RefSeq, a predicted model, not a curated record
ACUUCCUGUCAAGUUGUCAAAAUCGAAAAUGGCCGACAAGGAUCAAGCAGACGUAUCAGGGCAACAGAGCAAUCCUCUUUCUCGGAAACUGAACAAAAUUCUUGAGACAAGAUUGGAAAAUGAUAAAGAUCUCUUGGAGGCUCUCAAGGCUAUGUCAAGCUUUUUUAUGGAGAAUAACCUUAGAAGCAGAAGAAAUUUACGCAGUGACAUUGAAAAGAGAAGUCUUGCUAUCAAUGAAGAAUUUCUUAGUGCAUUUCAAGCAGUUAAAGAACAAUUAGACAGUGUUUAUGGUGAUGUCAAGGCCAUGAGUGAUUGCUGUCAGGAUAUGACUAACAGGCUAAAGGCUGCCAAAGCACAGACUAAUCACCUGAUCAGUCAGACCACAAAACUGCAUGCAGAGAGUCAAAAACUGCAUAUGAAACAGGAGGUAGCCAGCAGCUUUCUUGAAAAAUUCCAGUUAAAAGUUGAUGAAAUCAAGGUUCUAAGAGGCCAUAGGGAUGGAAGUCUGCAUGAGGAUUUUUUCAAGGCACUAAAAAGAGUGAAACAGAUUCACUCUGAUUGCAAGGUGUUGUUGCGAACAAAUCAGCAAACAGCUGGCUUGGAGAUAAUGGAAUCAAUGGCUUUGCAGCUGGAAUCUGCUUAUGAACGAUUGUAUCGUUGGACACAAAAUGAGUGUCGUCAGCUCACGAGUGACACACCUGAUGUUUCACCAAAACUAUGCCAGGCUCUAGAGGCCCUGCAGGAUCGACCUGUGCUGUUCAAGUAUUCUAUGGAUGAGUAUGGCACAGCUCGAAGAAGUGCUGUAGUUCGGGGCUUUAUUGAUGCUUUAACACGUGGAGGACCAGGUGGUACACCACGUCCAAUAGAACUGCACUCCCAUGAUCCUUUGCGCUAUACAGGAGACAUGCUAGCUUGGGUUCAUCAGGCCACUGCUUCAGAAAAGGAGUACCUCCAAACACUCCUGAGAUUAUGUCAAGCAUCUAGUGCCUCUGUUGAGGAUAACUUGGGGCACAUCACUGAGGGUAUAUGCAGGCCUUUCAAAGUUCGAGUGGAGCAGGUAUUGGUAUCAGAGCAGGAAGCCGUCACACUGUACAAACUGGACAACCUCCUGAAGUUCUAUCACAAUACUAUCUCGCAGAUAGUGGCAGCAGAUUCAGCAGUACUUAUAACCAUCACAGAAGUUCAAGAUCUCAGCCAUCGAAUGUUUUUUAACAGCCUUACGUGCCAUGCUAACAGACUGCUAGAUAAAGUUGACUUGCCUCCAGCAGACCUUGGUCCUACCUCCUCUCUGACUCAGACACUUCAACUGCUACGGGAUGUUCUGGCAUGUCAUGAUGCCUCGGUUGUCCCUGUGGAUGACAAGAAGCAGGAUUACAAGCAGAUUCUCUCCUGUGUGAUAGAUCCCCUGCUUCAAAUGUGUUCCAUGUCAGCCAGCAGGCUUAACACUGUAGACAUGGCAGCAUAUAUGAUCAACUGCAUUUACCUCAUCCACUCCACCCUGGCUCUGUACCAGUUUACAGACACUCGUCUUGAAAUGCUUCAAGCACAGACAGAAGCUCACGUGGACACACUGGUCAGUGAGCAAGCAGCCUAUGUGUUGAACCGUGUGGGACUGACUUACGUUUACUCUUGCAUCCAGCAGUACACAGACAGUCAGGGACCGUUAUCUCAGAUGCAGGGCAUGGACACAAUCAGUGUAAAGUCAGCAAUGAAUAAGUUUGACAGUUACCUAGCAAGCCCUGACAGCCUUGCUUUACCACAGUGUGGUUUAUUGCUAGGAACACUUUUAAGAGAGACAGUAAAAAGACGAUCUGUAGAACUGAUCUGCCAAGCUUACCAGCAGAUGUAUGCUGCGAUCACAGACCCAAAACAAGAAUACAAAGAUCCUCAGUCUACAGUGCCGCGCACACCGGAACAAGUUCUGAAGCUUCUUUCAUAGGCUUUCUUUAGCUGGAAAGAUUGCUUAGACUGAGAAAUCGAUGACAUAAAAUGUAUAAUAAGGCUGAGGUUUUAAGAGGGUUUUCAUUUUUUAUUGUUUGGUCUUUUCGUUCAGGUGACAUAAGUUCAAGGGAAAUAAUUUCGUCCAUUUGUUGUAGAUAAAUUCUGUUUAUAUAGUGUGAAAUGAUGUCUGUUCAGUAAAAUAAUGUCGUAGUGUAAUUGUAAUAUUUGUCAUAUGAGGGAUUUGCCUUGCUAAAAUUUUAAGUAAAAGAAAUCGAAUUUCAUCUUGA